AUGGGCAAGUGUACCCGUUUAAGUCGAGUCCUGGAACACCAUGAACAAGCCAGCGUAUCGUUAGAGCAGCGACGGAUGCUUGAGUCUGCCGAGGCGCGCCCCCAUCAUCGCCAGGAGAUCAUAAACAAGAUCAUGAAAGAGUUAUAUCUCGUCCAAAAAGUCCUUUUAGCCAUGGGACGCUCGGUCCAAUCCCUACUUAUAGACGGCCCCGAAUUCACGCCGGCUGACCGGGACCUGGUCGUCCGUACUCUGUUGAUGCGUCAGCACCACCCCAUGAAGCCGAUGUUCACGAAAGCCUUCACCUAUCUAUAUCUGGGCAGCCUUCCGCGCCGUCAUGCAUCCUUGGAAAUCGUGCAUCCCGAUAGGGGACCUUCGACAUCUGCACUGGAGGAAUCAGCCGGCUCUGUGAAAGAGCCUGUCAAAAUCAAGAAAAAGACCAACAAAAUUGCUAAACAGCGGAAUGAGAAUACGGCACGACCAUCCGCGGGGGACCAACGGUCAAUUUGGAGGAAUAUACGAGCCCACGCUGGCCUUCUCAAACCAUACCAAGAUUUUGCCCGUAAGGACGUAGUAGCGGGCAAGGCGAAACUGAACGCCGACAAACCCGCCAAGCUCUCGCAGAAAAACACCGCACGAUGUACCGUGAUCGUGCCAAAUCAUCGAGUGUCCACGGCAUCGAAUCGAAGGGAGCAUGCCAACUUUGCCACAGCUAUGAUAAUAGUCCUCAAGAAAGGGUGGGCGUACCGCAGGCGGUAA
Molecule: messenger RNA, 756 nt
Organism: Schizophyllum commune H4-8
Lineage: Eukaryota; Fungi; Basidiomycota; Agaricomycetes; Agaricales; Schizophyllaceae
Exons: 7
Coding region: 1-756 (251 amino acids)
Source: RefSeq, a predicted model, not a curated record